Schistosoma curassoni is the source of this 660-nucleotide messenger RNA. The record is from the annotation of a GenBank genome assembly. Lineage: Eukaryota; Metazoa; Platyhelminthes; Trematoda; Strigeidida; Schistosomatidae.
AUGGCAUGUGCUACGCUUAAACGAACCCAUAACUUUGACAUCAUGGAAGCGACUUGUUCCAAAAGAAGGCGAUACCAAGCUUUAACUCGGAACUGCAACACGGAAGCAGCAGCGUCAGAAUCCCCAUUCAUCCCGAAGGAGUUAUCAACCCAAACUCAAUUGAAACGGCGCAUCAAGGAGGAAAUCAAACGUCUACAACGACGUCGUUUGAUACCACGAUUUCUUGGAGGUCCCACCCCGGCAAUAACUGCGACAUUCGCCGGUCAUGCAAAGGAUGAAAACGUGGUUGCUUCGUGCAGUGGUAGUUUUCGAUCCAUGGCAUUGCGGUCACCUACUUCAGAUAGUCAAGACUCGGAUAGUGAUCAGUCACCUUUGCGUACCAGUGAACCGAUAUUCCAAACACUUGAGAAUGUCUCAGUUGUCUCCUCACAAUCUUCUUUGAAACCUACACAUACCAUCGAUUCAAUGCCGAUCUUCACCUUACCCCAGGUUACGGCUCUUUGUGAGCGCUUAAUCAAAGAACGAGAAGCAGAGUUACGAGAAGAGUAUGACAGUAUAUUAUCUUGUAAAUUAGCAGAGCAAUAUGAAGCAUUUCUGAAGUUCAAUCACGAUCAACUCUACAGUCGAUUUCAGAACUCCCCAAUGAGUUAUGUGUCCUGA